This is a messenger RNA of Leptinotarsa decemlineata (Colorado potato beetle), 685 nucleotides long. RefSeq names its product Ribosomal protein L18A (gene RpL18A). The record is from RefSeq and is a predicted model, not a curated record. Gene Ontology annotation, cellular component: ribosome. NCBI's taxonomy places the organism in Eukaryota, Metazoa, Arthropoda, Insecta, Coleoptera, Chrysomelidae. Gene Ontology annotation, biological process: translation. Gene Ontology annotation, molecular function: structural constituent of ribosome.
UUCGGAACAUAUCCCUAUUUUUCAAUAUGACAAAUGACAAGUGAAUAGUGAACUGCAGAGCGUAUCACUUUAAUUUUUCUAAGUUUCCGCUUCCUUUCGGUAUAACACCGCAGCCAUGAAAGCCAAGGGAGAGUUGAAAGAAUAUGAAGUUAUCGGGCGUAAGUUGCCUACAGAAAAGGAGAAAACAACUCCUUUAUAUAAAAUGAGGAUAUUUGCUCCGGACCCAAUAGUAGCGAAAUCUCGUUUCUGGUAUUUCCUUCGCCAGCUUAAAAAGUUCAAGAAAGCCACUGGCGAGAUCGUGUCUGUGAAACCAAUUCCCGAAAAAUCGCCUAUUAAAAUCAAAAACUUCGGUAUUUGGCUCCGGUAUGAUUCCCGAUCUGGCACCCACAACAUGUACAGGGAAUACAGAGAUCUUAGUGUUUCUGGAGCUGUAACUUCUUGCUACAGAGAUAUGGGAGCCCGUCACAGAGCCAGAGCUCAUGCUAUACAGAUUAUCAAAGUUGAAGAAGUCAAGGCAAGUGACACAAGGAGACCACAAGUUAAACAGUUCCACGAUUCAAAGAUUCGUUUCCCACUUCCAAAACGCAUUCAACACAAAUCUAUGAACCGCUUCUCAGUUCGUAAACCAAGAACAUACUUCUUGUAAUAAAUUGUGGUUGAAGAAUACAUUCUUUAUAUAUUGACA